Molecule: messenger RNA, 2815 nt
Organism: Scomber scombrus (Atlantic mackerel)
Lineage: Eukaryota; Metazoa; Chordata; Actinopteri; Scombriformes; Scombridae
Exons: 4
Coding region: 121-972 (283 amino acids)
Source: RefSeq, a predicted model, not a curated record
UGCUGUUACCCACAACUUCCGCUUUUUCCCUUUAAUUGAGAGGUUCAGAAACGUUGUCGGAAGGUUUAGAAAGGAUUUCCAGAACGUUUUUGUCGGUUCACAUUUAUAGAGAAAAGUUAAAUGGAGAACGAUAAUGGGGAGAAUGUCGACUGGUCGAUGCAACGACGAGUGGAUGGUUUGGUGAACAAACAUAUGGCAGACAUUGCUCUGGAAACACUCCAGAGCAGACUGUGUGCUGUGACCGAUGAGAUGCACAGUCUGGCCGAACAUGUCUGCAGACGCUCAGGGGAGGAGCUCAAAGACGAGCCUCGGCGGGGAGAGGUCACUUUCGAUGUGGAGCCGCUCUCCUCUGACUGUAGCACCGAAGCCGCUGACAAGUUUAUCUCCGCUUCAUCCACAGAGUCUGCUGCACAGCGCAAGAUCAUCACCCUCCUGGUGGAGAUCAAAGAGGAACAGCAGAGGCAGUGGGCGGUACUGAGGGAUCUUCAGGCCCGACUGCAGGGUCAGACCUGGUACCAUGAGGAGGAUGUGGAGGCUCUGGACGUGGAUCUCCCUCUGAAUACCCUCGAACAGCUGGAUGAGAUGGAGAGACAGCUGGAGGAGCCAGGAAUACAAAAGAGAAUGGUGUCAUACCUCUCACGGAUGGGUGGGGCUACAGUUGAUGAUGCAGUGAGACGGCUUAUGCAAGCUGUACUUUCAUUCGCUGUUGGUUCUGAGCUCAACUGGGUGGGCCGUGGACAGAAGAGGAGCUUCAGGAACACCCGCCUACAAGGGGUCCUCUUCCGCGCUCUGAAACGAACACCGGUGGGUAAAGAGGCCACACAUCAUCAGUACGCUGACGUAGUGAAGAAAUGGCUGCGGUUUGCCCCGUUCAGACAAGGAGGGACCGGCCGUCGCUGCUGCAAACCUUCCACAGAGUUUCCAGAUUCUCAGGAAACUGACCAAAGUUUUAACCAGAGCUGCACAGACUGAUAUUUAUCUCACUUAUUAGUUAUCCCAAGAUAAAUAAGGGUUUCCGUUCCAUUGUUCAUGAAAAAACGUCUUUCUUAAAUAUACCUGCAUAUUGCACAUCUGUUAUUUUUCCUUCCUCCAAAGUGCUAAUGGUGCAAAUGUGUCCCUUUUUAAAGGAGCUGAAUAAGGAGAUGUUUUUUUCCAUUUCAGUUGAGCUGUGUUAGGGAAGGAAAACCUGGCAACUAUGUGCCUUUUAGAAACUUCAUGUAAAAAAAACAAAACAAGAAUAAGAACAUCAGUCUCAUUUGUUUAAAUAUGGAUGUAUAGUGAAUCGACGUGAAACCAUCCUCUGUAUUCAUUUCUCAGUGUUAAAGGAUUGUUUGUCAUUUUUGUACUAUGAACAUUAUUCUGUUUAAUUGCCUAAUGCAUCUUUGUAACCCAAGUGAGUGUUACUCAUACAGUAUGAGAAUUUAUACAGUGGAUGUUCACAGUUUAUAAUGUAGGGGGCGACAAAAUCAACAUCAUUAGUUUAUUGAGUCAACAACAACAACAAACUAUGUACAGUGUCUCAGUGAAAUUAAUAUUCUGUUGCCUGGAAAAAGCGUCACCAUGACUUUUUUCAUAUGUUCUUUUGUAGUUAGAAUCUUUGAAAAAAAACAACACAUCCAAAUGAAGCACAGGUGGAAAUUACUCCAAAAAUGUCAUGAUUGUGUAAUUAUUUGUUUUGUUUUUUUGUUAGAAUAUAUAUUUUGUUUGUAUUUUUUUUUUGGUGCAAAUAUUUAGAAAAGUUGAAAGCCAGGAAUACAUUCACUUCAGUCCGUAAAGGCUUCAUGUAGUAAUAGGUUGUCUUCAAAGCUUUCCUUUAUUGUUGUGAUGUAAACAGUAACUUAGUUACUAAAGAAAUUGUAUCAUUUAUGUAUUACAUAUAUUCAUAGUAGUUACAUGAUGAAUAGGUAUAGCUCUUUGAUGUUAAUCUUUUCAUCAUUUAAACCCACUUGAAGCUUGCCAUCGUGCUAAUUUUGGACACAUUAACCUCAUUAACAAUGGUUUGUUUAACAGUAAGUUACACAGCUUAUAGGUUGUAAGAAUUAAGUAUCUUUGAACAGUAAAUGCAAUACUAUAAGCAUAACCUUAACAUGUAUAUAUACUGAAAAUACACAAGUUAAGCUGACUAGGCAGGAAGAAGUCAAAAACAUGUAGGAUAUGACCCAGAAUUUAAGGAAAUGAUCUGAUUUCAGGUCUAUUAUUAAACAUAUUGUAAUUAUUUUGUCAGCAGCAGCACGUAGAGCAUGUCAGUGCUAAAUAAUGUAAAUACAAACUAGUUCAGUCAUUUAAUUUGGACUAUGAAGUUUGUAAUUUUUUGUAUGUUAAACCAUGUAAAAUAUACCUUUAGGUCUUUGGGAUUCUUACUGUAUAUUUACUAUUUAUUACUGUAUAUCUGUAUAUCUUUCCUGUUUUACAUGUUGGCUUUGUUAGUGUUGUUCCAGUGAAAGAACACACACACACACACACACACACACACACACACACACACACACACACACACACACACACACACACACACACACACACACACACACACAUACACUGUAUGAUGACACGAGAGGCCUUUUUAACUUAAGAGAUUUUGACUUGUCAUAGUAAAAGAAUAAAGAAACACAGGUGUUAAUGAUACAGUUAAUAUUGAGUGAAUUCAACUUUGCUGCUUCAGUUUCAGGGUUCUGGCAUUGCACAUACUGGCUCACUGCCAUCGUCGCUUGCUGGGAUAGUUGAACUGAGCCAUUGUUAAUGUUAUGAAGAACACCUGUGCUAUUCUUAUCAAGUCAUGUCAAAAUGUCUGCUGUGAAAAAUGCCUAUUCUAAUG